This is a messenger RNA of Empidonax traillii (willow flycatcher), 1984 nucleotides long. It is a transcript of the gene AGMO, whose product is annotated as alkylglycerol monooxygenase. The transcript is spliced from 13 exons. The record is from RefSeq and is a predicted model, not a curated record. Gene Ontology annotation, cellular component: endoplasmic reticulum. Gene Ontology annotation, molecular function: iron ion binding; oxidoreductase activity. Bases 1 to 1353 code for a protein of 450 amino acids. Lineage: Eukaryota; Metazoa; Chordata; Aves; Passeriformes; Tyrannidae. Gene Ontology annotation, biological process: lipid biosynthetic process.
AUGGCCGCAGGCAGCGAGCAGAGCGGCCCGCGGGCCCCCACGCCGGGCCAGCAGCUCCGCGCCCUCUUCUACGCGCUGCCGCCCGGCGAGAGCUCCUUCCGCUCGCUGGAGGAGGUGCCCGACUACGUGGAGAAGAGUAUUCCAUUCUUUAUUACUUUUAUUGGGCUGGAAUUUGCUGUCAGCUGGAUUCAGAAGCGUAAACUGUCGGGUCGGAUUAAUGAUGGCAUAAGUUCCCUUUCCUUAGGUAUCCUGUCUCGACUGCCAGAUGUUUUAUUCAGAAGUGUUGACCUAAUAAGUUACAUCUAUGUAUGGAAUAACUACAGACUCUUUGAGCUGCCCUGGGACUCACCAUGGACGUGGUAUUUGACACUUCUGGGAGUGGACUUUGCAUACUACUGCUUUCAUCGCAUAAGCCAUGAGGUUAAUAUACUAUGGGCUGCGCACCAAGUACACCAUAGUUCUGAAGAUUACAACUUAUUCACAGCCUUGAGACAAUCUGUCCUUCAGAAAUACACCUCCUGGAUGUUCAACUUGCCCAUGGCUCUUUUCAUUCCCCCUUCGGUGUUUGCUGUUCAUUUACAGUUUAAUCUACUUUACCAGUUUUGGAUACACACAGAGGUUAUCACCAAACUUGGGCCUCUGGAGUGGAUUCUUAAUACUCCCAGUCAUCACAGAGUUCAUCAUGGUAGAAAUCCUUACUGCAUUGACAAAAAUUAUGGAGGCACACUUAUUAUCUGGGACAGGAUAUUUGGAACCUUUGAGGCUGAAGAUGCAAAAGUUGUAUAUGGCUUAACACAUCCAGUAAAUUCGUUUGACCCCAUCAUGCUCCAGCUACGUCCCUUGGCUCAUAUUUGGAACACAUUUUGGGCCACACCUGGAUUCUGCAAUAAGCUUUCUGUCAUAUUCAAAGGGCCAGGCUGGGGACCAGGCAAACCUAGACUUGGCCUUCCUGAGGAAAUCCCGGUGAUCACUGGAAAAGAAGUUCCCUUCAAUCCAAUUGUACCAGCUUAUCUUAAUUGCUAUGCAGUUGUACAUUUUGCUGUAAUAACGGAGUUGUACACUGAACUCCUUGCUACUGCAACUACAUUAUCACAGGGAACUGUCCUCCUGAGAAUUGGCUUUAUCAUUCUGUCCCUGGCCUCUUUUGGACUACUUAUGGAGAACAAGUCCAAAGCAGGAAUUUUGGAAAUGAUCCGCUGCUUAGUCUUCAUAGGUGUUUACAAACUUGGCUACUUUAGAAGUCAGUUUUCUUUCCUGGGCUAUGCAUAUGAGGUCUUGUUUUCCCUCUGUGCUGCAUUCUGGGGAAUCCAAAUCAUGAAGAGGAUCACUUCGUCCAAAGAUAAACGUCACUGAAAGAGCAGAUCUAUCUCUUUAAUUAUGGAAACAGCACUUUAGAAAAAUGCUCUAAGUUCCUUGGAAUUAAUCAACCAUGAAUCUUACUGAAUUGCAAUCAGUUCACUUGUGAUAGGAGAUGUUUGUGAUUUGGUAAGAAUGUUUGAAAGCUUCUUUAGAGGAUGUAUUCAUUUUUACUUGAUUUUUUAAAGAAAUAUUUAAUUUCUCCCCAAUUUAAAUAAAAUGUUCAUUUACAACAUGGAUUUUUUACAUUCAUAGUACUGCAAAUUCUUAGGAACCACGUAAAACUAAUUUCAUCUUUGCAGUGAUUUUGUUCGUAGUCAUAUGUGAAAAGUAUUUUUCACAAGAGGAAUUAUUAAAAUCAUAUUUGUUGUAACCUGGUAUAAAGUGGCUGACUGUCUUCCUCUUGAGGCUAAGCAUAAACAUAUGUGAGUGUCGGGUUUUUUUGUAAUGAUUGAAUUACACCAGAAUCACCCUGUCAUGCCCAAUUCGGUGUUCAUAACAUACAGCUACAUGAAGAUGAGUAGUCGAGGCAAGAAAAUGAUUAAAACCAGCAUGAUAAAAUAACUCGAACUAGUAUGAGUUGAAACAUCUUAAAUAAAAUUGUCUGAUGUAUGUGUUGUAUAAUGCA